This is a messenger RNA of Microthlaspi erraticum, 690 nucleotides long. Lineage: Eukaryota; Viridiplantae; Streptophyta; Magnoliopsida; Brassicales; Brassicaceae. The record is from the annotation of a GenBank genome assembly.
AUGCGGAAUCGCUUACCUUAUCUUCACACCUCGUCGACCGUAGUUAUGACGUUACCCGAUUUUCCAGAGGAAAUUCUGUUGGAGAUCAUGCAGAGGUGUGGUGAUGAUGACUACCGAUUUCUCGCCUCUUUCGUUGUAGCUGGCAAGCGUUCGAACCGCCUUGUAUACUCAUCAGAGAUUCUGCGUACAUGCAAUUUGACGGCGUUGUGUGUAGAGCGGUUGGAUAUCAUACUAAUAAUGCGGGGGUUGAGGGGUCAUCCUUUUUUCGAGCGUUGUCUUGGUCAAGGUAAUAUACAAGCCGCAUACUUCGAGGCCCUCCGACUAAUUAUACACUGUGGGGACUUUGAAGGGGGACUGAACCUGAUGGAACCCAACGUUCCUGACGAUGGAAAGACAACUCUCGCAUCAGCCUUCUUCUAUUGCUUGCUCGACGAAGCAGGUUAUCUUUUCCAAUGCUUUGAUGCCAAACAUGACCACCUGGUAUCGGAUAAGGCUAGAAGAAUCGGUCAGGAAAUAGUGAGAGAAGUCGGGUCCUUCCAUCCACCUUACGGGGGAUAUUUUAGUUACUCUUUCCUAUUUCCGCCGGCUCUGAUGCCGGAGUGUGCGUACGAUCACGACCCCGUUCAUGAUCCAGUCUGUCACACUUGCUUUCUCUAUUGGGUCGCUCACCGUGUUUGUGCCAUGUUGUAG